This is a messenger RNA of Pollicipes pollicipes, 391 nucleotides long. RefSeq lists its product as uncharacterized. Bases 29 to 382 code for a protein of 117 amino acids. NCBI's taxonomy places the organism in Eukaryota, Metazoa, Arthropoda, Thecostraca, Pollicipedomorpha, Pollicipedidae. The transcript has 3 exons. The record is from RefSeq and is a predicted model, not a curated record.
UGAAGAUGGCCAUUUUGGACUGUGGACGAUGUGCUCGCGGAGUCGAGCGCAGCUCAGAUGUGGCGGCCGCGUCUCCCGACUCCGGCUAUCAGAGUACACGACGGCGGCUGGCGCGUGCGGCGUGCUGGCCGUGCUGGUGACGGCCCUGAUGUGCGUCAUGUCGCCGAUGGUGCUGGCGAUGCGCGUCACCCGCCGCCGCGUGGUCGUCAAGUUCCGGCACGCCAUCAUGGGCAAGCUGGUGAUCAGCUGCAUAGGAACCGCCUGCUGCGUGCUAUGCAUAGUGCUCUUCGAUAUUGAAGUGAGAGCCAGGAGACUGGGGGAGAACCUGGGCUUCUUCGUCUAUUACUCCUGGUCCUUCUAUAUCAUGGUGAGCACUCAUUGAGAACGGAAU